AUGUCAACGACAAUUGUCGAGUUUUGUACACCACCUGUGCCCGGCGAACGACACAAAUAUUAUGGCGAUGCCCACAACAAGUUUAUCAAACUACCUCAACUAGCCACUACUGCCACUACGAAAACCACUGUGGAGUCUUCGCCUCAUCGCACGCUGCAUUCGCUGGCUUCCUCGGGCAGUCUCCCCUUGUUUAAACGAUUGUUAUUGCAUUUACCUGAUCCGCUCAAAGCCGUCAAUGACCCUCAUCCUUCGACGGGUCUAACACCCAUCCACUUUGCCGCGUCGCGAGGUCAUGUCGAAAUCGUGCGUUGUCUAGUAGAAGACUACCACGUCUCGGUCGAUUCCAGAGAUAAAGAAGGCGAGACGCCGUUGUUGAAAGCAUCGUAUGCAGGCCAUUAUCACGUGGUGCAAUAUUUGCUUUCGAAAAAGGCAAACAUACAUCAGAAGGAUAAGGAUGGAUGGACGGCAUUGCAUAACGCGUGUUCGCGUGGGUAUUUGCCUGUGGCAAGGUUAUUGUUGGAACGUGGUGCACACGUCAAUGCUCAGAAUAAAAUGGGUCAUACGCCACUUAUCAACGCUGCGUCCAAGGGAUACAUGUCGAUUGUGGAGUAUCUAUUAGAGGAAGCAAACGCGAAUCCGUUAAUCAAAAACAACUUUGAGGAAGCUGCAUAUGAUGUGAGUGCAGCAUCGGGUGAAGCAGGCGAGGCGUAUAUUUGUGAAAUGCUCGAACGUGCAGGAACCAAGUGGUGGCAUCAGCGACAUACAGAAGGCGUGGAUUUAUCGCCUUACUCGCGAGGCUCUACCUACGAUCUGCUGGAAUUCCAUGUGACCGUCAUGGUCAUUCUUCACGAAAACCAACGAUCGACAUCGAUUUUGGGCCUAUCACGACCUCAAUUCAGUCCAAAUGCACUCACUAAACACGACACACGUGGCCCAUGGUCACUGCAUCCAUCGGGCAUACCCUCCGAUAAGGAAAGGGUCGAACUACCCCAGAUCGACCAGACACGUCCAGAGGCAGGAACCAAUUGGUUCUGGUUGACAGAGUGGCAGAUUGACUACAGUGAUCCGCGUGUAGAUCCAACGUCGGGUUGGCAGUAUGCUCGAUCAUUUGACGAGCGAGAUGAAGGAUGGACCCCUGUGGCUCCAACAGCGGGAUAUGGAUGGGUCCGUCGCAGAAGAUGGGUGCGUGUCAUGAAGCGACGCAUGGAUUUAACCAAGGGAAGUCAUCGAGGCGAGGAUGAGUCGGUGGCUACACCACAACAGAAGGAUUAUUUGGCUCAAGCUGAUGAGCUUGUGCAGCAUGCCAAGGACUCAACGGACGUUGACACUACCGGGGAUCCGACAACGCAGAUGUUGCGUCAACUUACGCAUGAACUGCGCGUAUAUGAAGAGGCUGUGCAACUGUUAUUAGCUGGCAUCAAAACUGACACGAACCAGUAUCGAAAACACGAAGCAUCCAUCCUGGUCAAAUCACAUACGGGACAUGUUGAACAGCUCAAUGCACGGAUCACAGCGCUCGGAUCAAAGCUGUCGACUCCGGUUGGCCCUGUCCAACACAACGCGGAAUUGGCCCGAGAAUUAGGCUUUACAACAAACGAAGACAACACGACAGAAACGCCUUCAGCACAACUACGGCAACACCAGCAUCACCACCAACAACAACAGCGUGACAUGAUUGGUUACAUUGAUGAAACGGGUCCUGGGGCUGCUGAUUUUGACUCGAACCCAUGGAGCCGCGACAGUGCGACUCAACAACACCAGCAGCAACAGAAGCAGCAACAUUUGCAGGAGCCAGCCUGGUUACAGCCGCAUAAUGAAAGCUCAAGUACAUUGAACCAUGUGGAUCUCAUGGGUCAUGACGCAGUACUGGACUUAGGACCAUCAGCAGCGGCUUUGGAGACUGCGGUUGACGAUAACAGUGGACCGCGACAGUUUACGUGGGAAUCGGAUACAGAAGCAAGGGAGUGCCGUCGAUGCGCUCGCCGGUUUGGAAUCUUGGUGAGACGGCACCAUUGUCGCCGCUGUGGCUUGAUUGUGUGCGACAAGUGCUCGAGCUCGCGCACGUAUCUUUCGCCAUCCGAGAUCGUCCAAGACCCCAAUGGUCCCUUUGAGUCGUUUCAAGUGCUGGCGUCGCACCAUCAGAGAGUGUGCGACAAGUGCUAUGCGGAUCUGGGUACCGAAGGCAGGGUGUAAAAAGCAUCUUAUUACAUAUAUACUUAUUGACGAUACCUCUUUCUCUCUCUCUAUACUGUAUACACAUCUUCUUCGAAAGCAUGAUGCUUACUGCAUUGCGACAAAGCAAAAGCCCUUCCUUUCCAUUUCAUUUCACUCUUGAUUUCUUGUAUACCACUCUUUCUAUUUUCCCCCGAAAACUUUUUGUAUGCGUUUGUUCUACAUAGUAGUAUCAUAUAUCAAUGCGUGCGUUCACCUCGCAGCAAUAUCAACACUCUGCUUUCGCCGGUUGUGUUACACACGACACGCACAUAACAACAAAAACAACAACAACAGAGACAACAUGAUGACUUGAUUUUAGCCCAUUUUUACUUUCAGGGCGAACAAACAAUUACCAAAUUUGGCUGCAUUGUUUUUGCAUAUUCCUCUUUAAAUCAGAGAAUCACAUCCUCCCUUCCUUUAGAUCGUUCUUCUUUC
Zychaea mexicana is the source of this 2649-nucleotide messenger RNA. RefSeq lists its product as uncharacterized. Lineage: Eukaryota; Fungi; Mucoromycota; Mucoromycetes; Mucorales; Lichtheimiaceae. The coding region runs from base 1 to 2193 and encodes 730 amino acids. Gene Ontology annotation, molecular function: metal ion binding; protein binding. The record is from RefSeq and is a predicted model, not a curated record. The transcript is spliced from 6 exons.